Nothoprocta perdicaria is the source of this 4025-nucleotide messenger RNA. It is a transcript of the gene KRIT1, whose product is annotated as KRIT1, ankyrin repeat containing. The record is from RefSeq and is a predicted model, not a curated record. Gene Ontology annotation, molecular function: protein binding. Lineage: Eukaryota; Metazoa; Chordata; Aves; Tinamiformes; Tinamidae. Bases 88 to 2298 code for a protein of 736 amino acids. Gene Ontology annotation, biological process: negative regulation of angiogenesis; regulation of establishment of cell polarity; cell redox homeostasis. The transcript has 17 exons. Gene Ontology annotation, cellular component: plasma membrane; cytoskeleton.
GCCCUCCUGGAGCGCCGGCCCCGGGAGCGCCGCUUCCCAGCGCGGGCGACGUUGGGCGCCGAGUGAUAAAUUUAAAAAGAAGGCAAGAUGGGAAACCCAGAAAACAUUGGAGAUGCAUAUGUUGCUGUGAUUCGUCCCAAAAAUACUGCUAGCCUGAAUUCCCGGGAAUAUCGAGCAAAAUCCUAUGAAAUACUGUUGCUCGAAGUUCCCAUUGAAGGCCAAAAGAAAAAAAGAAAGAAAGUUUUGUUGGAAGCUAAACUGCAGGGGGGCACUGAGAUAGCCCAGAGCAUCUUGGAUUAUGUUUUAGAAGCCACUAAACCAAUUUCACCUGCCAAUCAGGGUAUCAAAGGGAAGCGAGUMGUGUUGAUGAAGAAGUUUCCUCUUGAUGGAGAGAAGGCAGGCCAGGAAGCAUCUCUUUACAUUGUUCCAACUGUUGUCAAAGAUAAUACGAAAUACACGUACAGCCCUGGAUGCCCUGUGUUCUACUGUUUACAAGACAUCAUGAGGGUGUGCAGUGAAUCCAGCACCCAUUUUGCUACGCUUACUGCAAGGAUGCUGAUUGCCUUGGAUAAGUGGUUGGAUGAACGUCAUACCCAGUCUCAUUCCAUCCCAGCUUUGUUCAGACCAUCUCCUCUUGAGAGAAUUAAAACAAAUGUAAUAAACCCUGCCUAUGCUAUAGAACCUGGUCAGACAGAGAGCUCUUUACACAUGGGUUAUACUGCCCUAGAAAUAAAGAGUAGAAUGUUGGCAUUGGAGAAAGCAGAUGUGUGUAUCUACAAUCCUUUGUUUGGCUCUGACCUUCAGUAUACCAAUAGGGUUGACAAGGUGGUAAUAAAUCCCUACUUCGGCCUUGGAGCCCCAGACUAUUCGAAGAUUCAGAUUCCAAAAAGAGAAAAGUGGCAACGCAGCAUGAGCAGUGUCACCGAGGACAAAGAGCACCAGUGGGUAGAUGAUUUCCCUCUUCAUCGCAGUGCUUGUGAAGGCGAUUCUGACUUACUGGGCCAGCUCCUGGAUAAGAAGUUUUCUGUUAAUCAGCUGGAUAGUGACCAUUGGGCGCCCAUUCAUUAUGCGUGCUGGUAUGGAAAAGUUGAAGCCACUCGAAUGCUACUGGAAAAAGGGAAGUGCAAUCCAAACCUCCUGAAUGGGCAGCUUAGCUCUCCCCUUCAUUUUGCAGCUGGAGGCGGCCAUGCCGAAAUAGUGCAAAUUCUCCUGAAUCACCCAGAAAUCGACAGACACAUUACUGAUCAACAAGGAAGAUCUCCCCUGAAUGUCUGUGAAGAAAACAAGCAAAAUGAAUGGGAAGAAACUGCAAAACUGCUGAAGGAAGCCAUGAAUAAACCUUAUGAAAAGGCACGAAUUUAUCGUAUGGAUGGGUCGUACCGCUCUGUUGAGCUGAAACAUGGAAACAAUACAACGGUGCAGCAGAUAAUGGAGGGGAUGCGUUUGUCCCAGGAAACUCAGCAGUACUUCACCAUCUGGAUCUGUUCUGAGAACCUCAGCCUCCAGCUAAAGCCAUAUCACAAACCUUUGCAGCAUAUUCGAGACUGGCCUGAAAUAUUCACUGAACUGACAAACUUGGAUCCUCAGAGGGAAACUUCACAGCUUUUCUUGAGGAGAGAUGUGAGACUUCCCUUGGAAAUCGAGAAAAAGAUUGAGGAUCCAUUGGCCAUUCUUAUCCUGUUUGAUGAAGCCAGAUAUAAUUUACUGAAAGGUUUCUAUACCUCACCUGAUGCCAAGCUGAUCACACUGGCAAGUCUAUUGUUGCAGAUAGUCUAUGGAAAUUAUGAGAGCAAGAAACAUAAACAGGGCUUUCUAAAUGAAGAAAAUCUUAAAUCUAUAGUACCCAUCACUAAGCUCAAAAGUAAAGCUCCUCACUGGACAAACAGGAUACUUCAUGAAUACAAGAAUCUCAGCACCAGUGAGGGUGUAAGUAAGGAGAUGCAUCAUCUUCAGCGCAUGUUUCUGCAGAAUUGCUGGGAGAUUCCUACUUACGGAGCGGCCUUUUUCACAGGACAGAUAUUCACCAAAGCAAGUUCAAGUAGCCAUAAAGUCAUCAAAGUUUAUGUAGGAGUAAAUGUAAAAGGACUGCACCUUCUCAACAUGGAGACUAAGGCCUUACUCCUCAGUCUAAAGUAUGGUUGCUUUAUGUGGCAGUUGGGAGAUGGAGAUACAUGUUUUCAAAUCCACAGUCUGGAAAACAAAAUGAGCUUUAUUGUGCAUACCAAGCAGGCAGGUCUCGUUAUAAAACUUCUGAUGAAGUUAAAUGGGCAAUUAAUGCCAAGUGAAAGAAAUGAAUGAUGGAGAUGGACAAUAGUUAAGGAACGGCAUCUUCUGGUUGAGGAAAAGUGACUUUAUUCUUGCCAUAGCAAACAUUCCUGUAUGUGAACUCUGCAGAAUGGAAAAUUACAUGUGUACAGUUUUUUAACUUUGUACAGAAGCUGCAUGCUUUAUUUUUUUAGAAAACAGUAAUUAUUUUUAUAAAUGUAUUUGGUUUCAUAUAUUACCUAUUGUAAAGCUUGAGAUGAACUGAUAAAGCUGAAGAAAUGAAAUGAUUUACCGAUCUGGGUGAGAAAAAACAAGACUUUGAUCCCAGAAGAUUAUGGGAUUGCCAGUGCCAACAGGCAAGUCUCACUUAACCUGUUAUUAGCUUUACUUGUCAUUCUGUGGAAUAUCAAGGAGGCUGUAUGUGUUACAGUAUUUUGUAGACAAACUCUUUUUAAGAUGUUGCUGCUAAGUAUGCUUAGAAGACUGUCUACUGCUUUGAGCAAUUAUGUUUGWUACUCUGUUUUUUAUUUGGUUUCUGAUAAACCUGAUAGCUGACUUCAUUUUUACUCUUUAUCAUACUGAAAACUUUCUAUUUAUUCUAAAUGUUUCAUGAGGAUGUCAGAAGGGAAAUACUUUAAAUCAUUUAGAAACCUUAUUAAAUAUUCAGCAUGUUUGUUUUGAGAUAACAAGAUUUCUGUGUUUGCUGUGCAAUAUAUGUGAAGAAGGGAGAGGAUGUAGACUUAAACAAAUCUUACUCAGAGGACUUCAGAGAGCUUAAGAAAUCAUAUCCUGGAUAGUGAAUAAAGUUCAUAUUCAAAGUUCAAACUAAUUUUCUCUUCUUCACUUAAGUUUCUCAAGAGCCCAGGYAGUACAGGAGACAGGAAUGGAGAUUUAUAAUGUAAGGAGAUCAGACACAGUCUGUAAAGAUUCUGCCUGGCCUUUGCAGAGUCAGGGUUGAGUCUUAGCAAGUUAUUCCAAGUGUCAAGAAAUUGUAUUUCUUAACAGUUCAGAAUCGUUUUUGUUUUAAGACACCUUUAAAGUGUUUGAAAAGAUUUACAUGCUGAUUCUGAUUUUUUUUCAGACAACUUCUAAUCCGUUUCUAAAUGCAUACCUUUACCUAGUAUGCCUCAUUAAAGGGAAAACUAUGCAAUAAGAAGAUUAAAAAUGYUGUAAUGUUCCCCUCACCCCCAUCAAAGGGGCUAUCUCUGUAGGGUUUGAAGCAUGUGCUUUGUCAAGCAUAUGUAAAAAUACUAUCCAUAACACAAAUCUUUAAAACCUCUGUAUUUCAGAGUUUUAACUCUGUUUGAGUCUUCCUUCCAUGUAAACUGAGUGCCAAAAGUGUGCAACGUUUUGUAGAAAAGCAAAAAAAAAAAUUAGCAGUUAUCUGUAGAGUUUUUUCUUUUAAAAAAAAAAGUUAGACAACAGUUAGGAACUAUGCUGUUUUGUAGCAUCUUAGUAUUUGCAUUUAAACUUUUCAAAUAGUAAAUACAAUGUAAGACAUUACAGUAGUAAGCAUUUAAAAAAAAAACAAAACAGGUGACUGCAUUGGUGAUCUUAGCAAGAUGUACUUUGCUAUUUCAGCUUCACUGCCAUGUAAUUAAAAGUAUAUCUUCAUGGAUUAUUAUCUUUUAUUUGUCCUGCUGGCAGCAGUUACAUCCUUCACGGUGCAUCCUUGCUGUCACUCGGCACUGGUAUCGGAUACAUACCUCUCUGCAUAGCACUUUGUUAGAAAACUGUAGGGAAAAUGUUGGAAUGUAAGG